AUGGCUGCCCGGACGCUGCGUAAGCGUGGAGUCGAAAGCCAAAAUGAGACUUCAGCGAAGAAGCAGAAGAAUGCCAAAACCCAGAUUAAGGACGAGUCCCCAGAAGAACUUCCACACAACCUCGGACCUAUUCGUGCUACUCAUAAGAAUGUCCGGAAAAUACCUACUCCCCCAAUAGACUCAACGGAGUCAGUCAAGGGCAUAAAGGUAGAAGAUGCUUCAUCCGAAGUUCUGAAUCCGCUUUCGCCACAGGGGACAAAGUCUGUAACCCGGCGGUCAUUGCGACCGCGGCGCACAGCCGCCAAAUCCAUGUACUUUGAGUCGGACGAGGAGUCAAGCAUGAAACCACAGGCCAAGAAGUCGAGCAAAUCUUCUUCUAUUAAGCAGGAAGUCAAAGAUGAGGACGAAGACGCCAAUGUGGCGAUGGAAACCCCAGUCCGCAAAACGGUCAAGAAGACCAAGGAAAACCCAUAUGGGCUUACUCCCGGUAUUACACCUUUUCCUGAAUGGGAAGCUCCAUCGGAAGAAGACUGUGAAGAAGUCUAUCGCCGACUGGCCAAGAUCCACGGAGAGGCAAAGGCUCCCGAGAAAAUACCAGCACCAUCUCUUGAAGUCUCAGGCUGCGGAGAAGUUCCAGCUGUCCUAGACGCUUUGAUUAGAACCCGCCUAAGCGCAAAUACGUCCAACCGUAAUUCUAGCGCAGCAUUUCGUGGGCUGGUGAGCACAUUUGGAACUGUCGACAAAGGCAUUGGAAAGGGCAGUGUGGACUGGAACAAGGUCAGAAUUGCUCCUCUUCCUACCAUUGUUGAGUCUAUCAAAACCGGCGGUCUAGCUCAGGUCAAAGGCAAAGAUAUCAAAGCAAUCUUGGAGCUGGUAUAUGAAGAGAAUACAAAGCGACGAGAGGCCUUCUUGGAAGAGAAGAGCGGAGGCAAAGCAUCGGGAAUCACUGGGGCAGAUGGAAAGACACAGGGUCAAAAAGACCUGGAGAUCUUGAAGACAGACCAAGAGAUUCUUUCCUUGGACCAUAUACACGGGAUGGCUCCGGAGAAAGCUAUGCAGACCCUCACCAAGUUCCCCGGUAUUGGUGUCAAGACAGCAUCCUGCGUUAUCCUCUUCUGUCUGCAACAACCCAGCUUCGCAGUUGAUACCCAUGUGCACCGCAUCAGCGGAUGGCUAAAAUGGAUACCACCGAAAGCUACUCGAGAUCAAACGUUCAGCCACUUGGAAGUUCGCAUACCUGACCACUUGAAAUAUGGGCUGCACAAGCUGUUUGUUCAGCAUGGGCGAAGCUGCAUCCGCUGUAGAGCAAACACAAGUGAGGGAAGUGAGGAAUGGAAUAAAUCGGAGUGUCCACUUGAUGAGCUCAUGGAAAGAACAGGCAAACGGCAAUAUGGAGGCAAAGGAGGAUCAAAGAAGCAGUCGAAGGUAGAUGACAGUGAUUAA
Fusarium venenatum is the source of this 1443-nucleotide messenger RNA. RefSeq names its product DNA glycosylase. Gene Ontology annotation, molecular function: catalytic activity. The record is from RefSeq and is a predicted model, not a curated record. Gene Ontology annotation, biological process: base-excision repair. NCBI's taxonomy places the organism in Eukaryota, Fungi, Ascomycota, Sordariomycetes, Hypocreales, Nectriaceae.